AUGUUGCUAGUCGAACUAAGGCUUACGUCUCCACAGGACGAGCACGAGCUUCUUCAACAUCUGUCCCUGGAUGCUCCAGACUCCAGGGACCAUGAAUUGAAGACCGCUCCCAUCUUCACGAGGGAUGCUUACGUCGCCACCAAGGCCCAGCAAGUAUUCUCGCAGAGGGGCCUUUUGGGAUCCGUGAUGGAGAUUUACGAUAAGAAUGGAGCAAACCAUGCGGACACCUGCCAUGACAAUCGCCUGUAUCUCAAUACUAACGCGCCUUUCUCCGCUCUUGUAUGUGGCGUUCAAGGAUCGGGCAAGUCGCAUACGGUAUCAAUAGUCCUGGAGGACAUGCUGAUCCCGAAGUGCUCACGCAUCGGGGCACUAAACAAGGCUCUGAGCGGCUUGGUGCUGCAUUUCGGUGAGGGCGGUCCUUAUUCGCUGCCGUGCGAAGCCGCCUGGGUAGGCGUAUCCCAGAACUCUUCACUCAAGCUGCCACCUGUGCACAUCUACGCAUCGAACUCGUCUUUAAACACAAUGAAGACGGUAUAUGCGCCUUUGGGCUCACGCGUCACGGUUCAGCCGUUGUUGUUCAGCGAGUCCGAGUUGGACGCUCAAGCGUUCCUCUCAAUGAUGGCGAUCGGCGCCUCCGAUCAUGUACCGCUGUACAUGCAGACGGUGCUUAGCAUCUUGCGCCAGCUGGGCGAGAGCUACUCAUAUACCGCAUUCAAGAAGGAACUUGAAGCCAGGAAGGCCAAAUUCAUGCCGCCGCAAUUGUCAGGGCUCGAACAAAGGAUGGCACUGCUCGAAGCUUUCCUAGAAAAACCUAAGUCUUCUAAGAAGCAACGCGCAGCGCCACCCCGGUUCGCAGCCGGCCAGCUGACUAUCAUAGACCUGUCCGAUCCGUUCAUCGACCCCGCGUCAGCAAGUGGUUUGUUCGAAAUCAUCGUCAGGCUGUUCGUGCGCGCAAAGGUCGACACCGGCAAAGUCCUCGUUGUCGACGAGGCUCACAAAUACCUGUCGCCUGAUAAGACAUCCUCUGGGUUGACAAAGGAGCUGCUGUCCCUGAUCAGGCAGCAACGUCAUCAAGCCAUGAGGGUCGUGAUCAGUACGCAAGAACCAACCGUCGUUCCUACCGUCCUCCUGGACCUUUGCAGCGUUGCAAUCUUACACCGUUUCUCCUCGCCUGCAUGGUGGGACCAUGUCGCAAAGCACGUCUCCGCAGACAUCGAUAACAAAGAAGCUUUUGACAAGGUAGUCAACCUGAAGACAGGACAGGCGCUCCUCCUCGCUCCGUCCGGCCUAGCUGUGUCCCGUUUGGCGACCCAGAAAGCGCACGGGACUGAAGUCGUCCCCACCUUACGCCAAUUCGGACGCAAGAGUGUAUUGAUCAGGACCCGUCAACGUGUCACCAGGGAUGGAGGAGCUUCCAUCUUGGUGGUCGGAACGUGA
Molecule: messenger RNA, 1437 nt
Organism: Laetiporus sulphureus 93-53
Lineage: Eukaryota; Fungi; Basidiomycota; Agaricomycetes; Polyporales; Laetiporaceae
Exons: 7
Coding region: 1-1437 (478 amino acids)
Source: RefSeq, a predicted model, not a curated record